Molecule: messenger RNA, 2447 nt
Organism: Hyposmocoma kahamanoa
Lineage: Eukaryota; Metazoa; Arthropoda; Insecta; Lepidoptera; Cosmopterigidae
Product: zinc finger protein 879-like
Exons: 9
Coding region: 213-1850 (545 amino acids)
Biological process (GO): regulation of transcription by RNA polymerase II
Cellular component (GO): nucleus
Molecular function (GO): RNA polymerase II cis-regulatory region sequence-specific DNA binding; zinc ion binding; DNA-binding transcription factor activity
Source: RefSeq, a predicted model, not a curated record
AACGGUAGUGAAGUGAUUAUUGAGCACGCCAUCGCCAGUAAAAUGUAAAGCAAAAUGGUGGAAUAGUUUGCAGAACGUAGUACAAACAAAAAAUCGACAAGGAGCAAUCCCUAGACGUCUUUAACAACUCUACGAUAUCCGAUAGUUUACGGAUUUGGUUCAUCACUUGCGUUGAUCAGAAAUUUAAUAUUUGUUGUGCUGUGUGAUCGGAGAUGGAUUCAAACGAAGGUUUCGACAUGAAAUCAUGUCGAAUAUGCUUGUCCACGAAGAAGCCAUUGUGCCCACUCUUCAGGUACAAACUGUCCGGUAAUUAUGCUGAAAUGCUUACAGCGAUCGCUGAUGUAAAGGUAGCAUCUAAUGAUGGCCUACCAGACCGUAUUUGCCAGAAAUGCUGUACAGCGUUGGAAAAGGCAUAUCUUCUCAAAACCAUUGCUGAAAGAACUGAUAGAAAAUUACGAAAAAUGCUUGUUAAAAUGUCUCAAGCCGUUCCAACUAAGAAGAUUGCAUUUGAUUCAUUUACGGAUAUUAAGAGUGAGAUUGGUCCAUUGACAGUGAAAGCGGAACCUAAAUGGGAGUUAGAAGUAGACUUGAACAGCAGUGUGAAGCCAGUAGAAUCAAUAGAAGGCAAAGAUAUAGUAAUAGCAAACACAGUAAUAAGAAAAGUGGAUGGUACUGAAGAACAAAAAGAGGAGUCAAAAAGUGACAUUUGCUCCGAUAAGGUAGAUUUAACAUGGUCAUCCAAUAAAUCUAAAACUCAGAGCAGUGAUUAUGACACUGAAUAUUUAGAUGAUGAUUUAUUUCAAGAUGAUGGCAAUGACUCUGAUUAUGAACCCUUAUCAGAAAAACAACAAAGAAGUGCCAAGUUUAAAAAGCCUAAAUUGUCAGACAUUAAAGUUUUCAAAGGCAAAAAAACAGUUGUCAGAAAAGUUAAAAUCCUAAGCCAAAUUAAAACUGAAAAGGAAGGAAGGGAAAAAAGUGAAGGGAGAACUAAAUCUACCACUAUUACUUGUUAUCCUAUAAUGAAAAAUGGUUCCAGAGGUCCACCAAUCUUGCUAAAGAGACCCAAAGAUGCAACAAUACUAAAAGUACAUCCUAAUUACAAGAAACCAGGUCCUUCUGGAGAUGGGAAACCCAAAGACAAGUCUGUACGUGUAGUCAGAACUGCUAAACCUGUUGUGAAGCAGAGAGAGAAACUUGUGUGCCCCAUUUGCGGCAUACUUACAUAUACUCUUGGCAACCAUAUUGCUACCCAUCAGGAAAAGAAGAAGUUUAACUGCUCGCAAUGUUCGCGGACAUUCUCGCAAAAAGGCAAUCUUAUGGCUCAUAUGAAACAGCACACUGGGAUCAAGGACUUUAUUUGUGACAUUUGUGGUGCUGGGUUCUAUAGCCAGAAAUCUCUAGUCAGGCACAACCUGAUCCAUAAAGGCGAAAGACCUUUCGCAUGCAACUUGUGCACUAAGAAAUUCAUUGCUAACCAGUCGCUCCGGCGUCACAUGAGAAUUCACACGGGGGACAAACGGUUCGUCUGCGACAUCUGCAAUAAGGGCUUUACACAAAGCCACCACCUGCAGAACCAUACGCUCGUUCACACUGGCGAUAAGCCGUUCACGUGCGAGGUAUGCAAUGUUGCAUUCAGCUACAAGGUGAAUUUAAACAAUCACGUAUUCAAAGUGCAUGGUAUCAAUUUGAAGUUCAAAUCUAUCCACAUAGUGACGGAGGAUAUUCUACGUCGCGAAAUGGGUAUGGCAAACGAGACACGCAUGGCAAUAAUGCAAAUCGCACCACAAAUGUCCGAGGUACCUCCACCUGCUGCCCAUGAGACUGUACAUCAUACUUCAGAAUACAAUUAAACUUACAUAAUUGUGAAUAGCGUUUUUUAAAGCAAACAUUUAGUACGACAAUGAUAUUGAUUAAAUUGCGGACUUUACUAAAUUCCUUGUUUACAAAUAUAACUGUGGGGCCUACUAUGAGCUUAAAUUGAAUUACCUGUGAAAUUCAUAUUACGACUUCACAAAAACAGGGCAGGUAAAUUAAUUUUAAAAAAUACGUGCACAUUUGACCUCCAUCUCACCUGAUGGAUAGUGACCAUGAGGUCAACGAUGAAGCAUGCACACUUAAAUCAUAGCAAAGCACUUUGACCGUUCAAUCUCAUAGUCAAAUCGGAUCGUGACGGGUCAUUUAUAUUUUAUCGUGUAAUGCAAACUGGUCUCAGCUGUCAAAAUAAGCAAUUCCAAAAAGAUACACGCAUUUUUUGAAAAAAUUAUUUUUUCUAUCCUCUAAGUGAAAAAUGGAAGGUUUUGUGUUUAUUGGUUUCACAAGAUGUCGUUUUUAGUUUGAUUACAUUUACUGGUUCUUAAUUUUUUACAUCGUAUCGUAUAUAACCAGAAAUAGAGACGAAAUGUCAUUUAAUUUGUUUGAAAACUAUUCUGCCAUAUCAUUACGGUGAC